Molecule: messenger RNA, 969 nt
Organism: Talaromyces amestolkiae
Lineage: Eukaryota; Fungi; Ascomycota; Eurotiomycetes; Eurotiales; Trichocomaceae
Exons: 4
Coding region: 1-969 (322 amino acids)
Biological process (GO): ceramide catabolic process; ceramide biosynthetic process
Cellular component (GO): endoplasmic reticulum membrane
Source: RefSeq, a predicted model, not a curated record
AUGGCGGAGCAUUGGCCUCAUUUUCCAUUCAUUCCCUAUCCGCCGUCCAAGGCUGGAUAUUGGAGUCCGGUGACAUCGACCUUGAACUGGUGUGAAGAGGAUUACUAUGCCACGCCUUACUCCGCAGAGAUUGUGAACUCGUUGACGAACCUUUUGUUCAUGUUACUGGGUAUCAAGGGCAUCUUAAAUGUUCGCAAACAUGGCCACGACAGGGUGUUUGAGAUUGCUUUCUAUGGAUACCUGCUUGUUGGAACGGGCAGUUUUCUGUUCCAUUCGACUUUGAAGUAUCCCAUGCAAUUGGUCGAUGAACUCUCCAUGAUCUAUACGACCUGCCUCAUGUGCUACGCUUCCUUUUCAUACUCGCGAUCAUCACCAGUGAAAAUCUUCCUUGCCGUGGCGCUCGCCGGACUCGCGGUAUUCAUUACACUAUACUAUCACUACCUACAGGACCCCGUCUUCCACCAGAAUGCCUACGCACUCCUCACCACUGUUGUCGUGCUCCGAAGCAUGUACACCAUGGAAGUCGCCCUGCGCCCGAAAUGGCGCAAGUCCCGCGAAGAAGAUCGUCUCGCUCGGGAGAGACAAGGUCUCCCGGUGCCCAGUAAGGAGAGACAAGAAUAUGAGAAUGCACGUGAUCUCAAGAUUCUCAAUACAAUGUGGUUCAUGGUUGUUUAUGGUCUGAGCAUGUUCCUUGGUGGUUUCGGAAUCUGGAACUUGGAUAAUUUCUUCUGCAGCACAUUGCGGAGCUGGAGACAGCAGAUUGGUCUACCGUGGGGUAUUUUGCUUGAGGGCCAUGGUUGGUGGCAUCUGAUGACCGGAAUCGGCGCAUACCUCUACAUCGUCUGGGGAAUCUGGCUACGACACGUCUUGAACAAAGAACAAGAUGAAUACACUCUUAUAUGGCCGCAUACAUGGAACUUUCCCGAAAUUAUCCGCAAACCAGGUGUUCCCUCGAAAAAGACGGAAUAG